Molecule: messenger RNA, 1073 nt
Organism: Cylicocyclus nassatus
Lineage: Eukaryota; Metazoa; Nematoda; Chromadorea; Rhabditida; Strongylidae
Source: the annotation of a GenBank genome assembly
AUUGGUACUUCUAGAGUUUGCUAAUCAAAUGACGCAAGCAGCCAAAUCAGCUGCUGAGCGCGCUCUUUGUAUCGUAGAGAAGUCAUCUAGAGUACGGAUUCAGGAUCUGCGAGAUAAUGUAGGAGCCAGAACCUUAGGUCGACAAGUCCAUAAAAAGCACAAUCAGGCAGGGCAUACUAGAGGGGCUUUGCAACAUGCUGCGAAGCCGCCACUUGGAUGGAUAUGGGGAGAUUUCUACAAGCCGUGGCAUAGAAUUUUCCCUGGUGACAAGAAUUUCAAUGCAGAUAUCAACAUCCGCCGUGAAUAUGUCCCAUUAUCGCUGAUUGAACUGUGCCGCUUGAUUGAUCUGGGAUGGGUGGAUCCUUCACGCCCUAUAGAUGUAGCGGCAUUAUGCGCGACCCAAAAGUUUGUUAUAAAACCAAACCUGCGCCAAUGCGGUUUUGAUCUCACAUCUGAGGGUGCUGACAUUUUCACUUAUAAAAUUGAUAUUGAAGUACAAUAUGCGUCGCAGUCUGCGAUUUCCGCAAUAGAAAGAGCUGGAGGUCGGAUACGUGUUGCUUACUACGAUCCUGAGUCAUUGCAGGCGGCUGUUGAUCCCAGAACUUGGUUUAGAUUAGGAAAGCCUGUGCCUGCUCGAAAAGCUCCCCCUCCGUCGUUGUUAGAAUAUUACACCGAUCCUCUCAACCGCGGUUAUCUGGCAGACUUUCACGAAUUAGGCAAAGCUCGGCAACGACUAGGACUUGUGAGGGGAUAUAAAGUGCCCGACGAGGAAACAAGGCUUGGAGAUAAAGGGCCCACUCAAGUGUUUUAUGGAAUCCCUCCUGGAGCUUUGGUCUCUCUUGCAGAUAAAAAAGUGUUUUUACCUACGAAUCCAAUAGUCAGAGAUUAUUACCAUAAAGAUUUCGUUGCUGAUAAACAGUUUCCAUAAUUUAAUCUGAUAAUUAAUAUGGUUUAUAGAUUAGGUUAGAUAGCAAUAGUUCUUUUUUGCUUUUCCGUUGUACUUAAUUGUUACACUCUGUUACAAACAUGUUUUCCGUUUGAUCGAUUUGAUUGGCAUAAAAAUAUAUAUCAAG